Molecule: messenger RNA, 2496 nt
Organism: Suncus etruscus (white-toothed pygmy shrew)
Lineage: Eukaryota; Metazoa; Chordata; Mammalia; Eulipotyphla; Soricidae
Gene: NOA1
Product: nitric oxide associated 1
Exons: 7
Coding region: 1-2406 (801 amino acids)
Molecular function (GO): GTP binding
Source: RefSeq, a predicted model, not a curated record
AUGCCCCGCGCCUCUGAUGAAAGGCCGGCCCCAAACUCCCGCGCCCAAAACCGGCGCGUGCGCAAUCCCUUCUAUAAUCUUUUGCGCGUGCGCCAGUUUUGGAGGCUGGUAGCGGCCACAACAUCUCGCGAGAACUCACGGGAUGAGCCGGAAAAGGCGGAGCUUACGCGCCAGCUGACGAAUAGCAAGCGGCUCUCGAGCCUUUUUAGGCUUUCCGCGGGUGUUUCUGUCUCAGAGGCGCUCGGCUGCCUCUCGCGGGUGUGGGUGCGCGCGCGCAGCUCCGCCCCCUUUUUACUCCAGGAAGCCGCUUCCCUCAUGCGGCCUGCACGUCUGUCCCGGAGGCUGCUGCUGCUGCUGCCCUCCUUCCUGGGGCGACCUCCUCCCCCGGUUGCACCCUGCGGCCUACGAGGACACCUCCACGGAACGAGACGAUGCGCGACCUCCGCCUCCUCCGAGAACUCCUCGUGCUUGGGACGUGGCUUUCCUCGGGGCUCCCAGGCCGCCGGGAAUUCCGAAGGAAGAGAUGAUGCUGAGGAGACGUUUCUGUUCCCCGAAUACGUGCGAGACCCAGAGCCUGUCGCCGCCCUGGAGAAAGAAGUGAAGGAGCUGCGCGACUUGCAGCAGUUGCGUGAGGAAGAAGAGCGGCGGAAGCAGCAGCUUCGAGAAGCGCGGUGGCUGCAGAAGCUGCGACCCCAAAGGCGCGAAGAGCAGACGAGGAGCCUUUCGGACCCGUCCUCGCUGCACAGCGGCCUCAGCUGUUCGGGGUGCGGGGCCGAGCUGCACUGCCAGGACCCGGGCCUGCCGGGCUACCUGCCCAGCGACAAGUUCUCCGGCGCCGGGGCUGGGACCGUGUGUCAGCGUUGCUGGCUGCUGGUGCAUCACCGACGGGCCCUGCGUUUGCAAGUGAGCCGCGAGCAGUUCCUGCAGCUGGUGAGCUCCGCGCUCAGGCGACCCGGGCCUGCCCUGGUGCUCUACAUGGUGGACCUGCUGGAUCUCCCUGAUGCCCUAAUGCCACAGCUACCCGCGCUGGUGGGCCCCAAGCAGCUGAUCGUGCUGGGUAACAAAGUGGACCUGCUGCCCCAGGACUCUCCUAACUACCGGCAGCGGAUCCGGGAUCGGCUGCGAGAGGACUGUGCCCGUGCUGGGUUACUGCCUCCCCCUGGGUCGCGAGGACCCCCGCACCCUAGUGGAGACGGGCCCAGGAACUUGGAGGAGGAGGAGUCCAGUCCCAAGGCCAAGCCUGGCCCUCUGCUCAGAGAUGUCAGGCUGAUCAGCGCCAAGACCGGCUACGGAGUGGAAGAGUUGAUAUCUGCACUCCAGCGCUCCUGGCGCUACCGCGGGGAUGUCUACCUAGUGGGUGCCACCAAUGCGGGCAAGUCCACGCUCUUCAACACGCUCCUGGAGUCCGACUACUGCAUCGCCAAGGGUGCUGAGGCCAUCGACAGAGCCACCAUCUCCCCCUGGCCAGGUACUACUCUAAACCUCCUGAAGUUUCCUAUUAGCAACCCAACUCCUUAUAGAAUGUUUGAAAGGCAAAAGAGACUGAAAAAAGAGGCAACUAAAGAUGAAGAAGAUCUGAGUCAACAAGAACAAAAUCACCUUAACCUCUUGAAAAAGCAUGGUUAUGUCGUAGGAAGAGUUGGAAGGACAUUCUCAUAUUCAGAAGAACAGGUCGAAGCUGGCUUUGUGUUUGAUGCUGAUUCUCUUGCCUUUGACAUGGAAAAUGAACCUGCCACAGUUGCAGAUAAAUCUAGGAAACGAGUAGAACUGACCCCCCAAGAUGUGAAAGAUGUUCACUGGUUUUAUGACACCCCUGGAAUUACAAAAGAAAAUUGUGUCUUAAAUUUAUUAACAGAAAAAGAAGUAAAUGUUGUUUUGCCCACACACUCCAUUAUUCCAAGAACUUUUGUCCUUAAACCCGGAAUGGUUCUAUUUUUGGGUGCCAUAGGUCGCAUUGAUUUCCUACAGGGAAAUCAAUCAGCUUGGUUUACAGUUGUGGCUUCCAACUUCCUUCCUGUGCAUAUUACUUACCUGGACAAGGCAGAAACUAUAUAUCAGAAGCAUGCAGGUCACAUGUUACUCAAGGUUCCAAUAGGUGGAAAGGAACGCAUGGCAGAAUUUCCCCCUCUUGUUCCUGAAGACAUUACUUUAGAAGAAGGACUUAGAGAUGCUGAAGCAGUAGCUGACAUCAAGUUUUCUUCUGCAGGUUGGGUUGCAGUGACACCUCAGUUUAAGGACAAGCUGCUUCUCCGGGGUUACACACCGCAAGGAACAGUUCUGACAGUCCGACCCCCCCUCUUGCCACAUAUCGUCAAUGUCAAAGGAGAGCGCAUGAAGAAAAGUGUCGCCUAUAAAACCAAGAAGCCUCCUUCCCUUGUGUACAAUCUGAGAAAGAAGAAAACUUAAGUACAUGGAGCCGACCUUCCUUGUGCUGAAUGUUAUCUAUGUUGAACUUGAUCAGAUGCCUUAAAUUAUAUUAAAUAUACCUACCCUCAA